Mytilinidion resinicola is the source of this 1500-nucleotide messenger RNA. RefSeq names its product MFS general substrate transporter. The transcript has 6 exons. Bases 1 to 1500 code for a protein of 499 amino acids. Lineage: Eukaryota; Fungi; Ascomycota; Dothideomycetes; Mytilinidiales; Mytilinidiaceae. Gene Ontology annotation, cellular component: membrane. Gene Ontology annotation, biological process: transmembrane transport. Gene Ontology annotation, molecular function: transmembrane transporter activity. The record is from RefSeq and is a predicted model, not a curated record.
AUGGAUCAUGGACGUACAGAGAAAGACGCUGCUACUAUGACAGCUCUGGACUUAGUGGGCGAGGAAGCACGAUCCGUCGAUGCCUCAAUCAAACAACGAGUCCUGAGAAAGAUCGACUGGUUCCUGAUGCCGGUGAUGGUGAUUGGAUACGGCUUAGUCUACUACGAUAAGGCCAUCCUCGGCAGCGCUGUCCUCUUCGGCAUGACCGCCGACCUCAAACUCUCCGUCAAAAACACCUCCGUCAGCCCCCCAACCACUGACACCAGCCGACUCAGCUGGGCAACAUCCAUUUUCUACUUCGGCCAGCUCAUCGGUUCAUACCCUAUGACAUACAGCCUCCAGCACUUCAGCACGCGCCAAGUCCUCGGCCCCGUCGUGAUGCUAUGGGCGGUAAUCUGCGCAUCCACGGCGGCCGUGACAACAUGGCAAGGCCUCCUAGUCCAGCGCUUUUUCCUAGGCGUAACCGAAUCCCUCAUCCCGACCGCCUUCAUGACCAUUAUCAGCGGCUUCUACACCCAAUCCGAGCAAGCCUUCCGGCAGAGCUGGUGGUUCUCCGGCACGGGGUGGUUCACGAUCAUCGGGGGCGGGUUGAACUACGGUUUCGCUAAAAUCGACGGCGGGGCGCUGAAGUCGUGGCAGUACAUCUACGUCCUCGCGGGCGGACUGACGUUCCUGUUUGGGAUAUGCUGCUUUUUCCUGCCGAAUUCGCCGCUGGAUGCGUGGUUCCUGACGCCUGAGGAGCGGAUCGUGGCGGUGGAGAGGCUGAGAGCGGGGCAGACGGGGAUCAAGACGAGGAAGAUUAAGAAGGGGCAAGUAUGGGAGGCGUUUUGCGAUGUGAAGGUCUGGCUUAUUGCGUUGAUCAUGGCUUCGGCUUAUACCGUGAAUGGCGCCGUAGCUGGAUUCGGCCCCCUAAUCGUCUCCACAUUCGGCUUCUCCUCGUACGAGAGCAUAAUCUUCCAGUUUCCGCUCGGCGCUGUCUGCGCUAUUGGGAUACCGUUGACAGGGUGGCUUUGCUCGCGGUACCGCAAUAUUCGGAUUCCAACGCUUUUGCUCUGCUGUCUGCCCGUUAUAGCAGGUUUCGUCAUUAUCUGGAAGUCGAAGUGGGGCCAUCGCCCAGCUGCGCCGGUGGUUGGGUACUCGCUGAUUGGGUUCUUUGGACCGGUCGUGGGUCUGAUAGUUGGGCUGGGGGCGGGAAAUAUUGCUGGUGAGACUAAAAAGAGUUUCAUGGCUUCGGCGGUCUUCGUGGCGUAUUGCGUGGGCAAUAUUAUUGGGCCGCAGUUGAUUAAGAGUCAGACGAAGAGCGAACAUUACCCUGAACUGUGGACGGGGCUGAUUAUCUGCUAUUGUAUUACCAUACUGUUAUCAUCAGUGCUCUACGUGCUAUUGCGUCGCGAGAAUAGGAGACGUGGCCGUUUGGGCUUGGAUGAGCGCGAGGGCGAUCGGAUGGCAUUCAAAGAUUUAACGGAUAAGGAGAACUUGCACUUUAGAUACGUAUACUAG